AAGAGAAGGAAUUCGGCAGACGGGGAAUGAACGGGUUCGUUCGGAACAUGCUCCAAAUUGUUCGGAUGUUUUGUGAUGUGGGAGACGGCGCAUCUGACAAUUCGGACCAUCGCUUUCGCUUCAAAUUCGAGUGCUGCUCCUGCUUCCGAGCUUUAUGGAAGGGUACGGUUAUCAUCGGAUGCCGACCAUUCGACUCGAAGGCCCGCCCUUCCCUUUCUUGCUUCCUUCUCCGACCGAACUGGACCUAGGUCCUGUUUCUCGUAAAUCCCUACACUCUCAUUCGCGCCUCGUCUCGAUCUCUCUGUUGCUGCUGCUGCUGCUCGUUUUCUGGCGAGUUUUCGAUCGAUGCACCUGCUCACUCAAUCAAUUCACGCCCAAGCCAUUCUUCCAGAGCUGAUCGGCACUCCGGUAGUGGCUGCGCACGGAGUUCCUCUUGCUUUCACUUUCUGGACACAAGUACAAGGAGGCAAGGAACGUCGACAUUGCGAGUAAAGCAUCGAAUCAUCUUGGGGGACUUGCGAAAUAUCCAUCGGGUCGGAUUGGAAGUGGUCAGCGGAUUCGAUUGGACGAGAGAAAGAGAGAGGGAGGAUGGAAGAAAACAUGUACGUUUUGAUGCACCGCUAUCAUGAUAGAGAGUACGACCUACGGGCUACGAGGAAUGAGACCAAUUGAGCACGUAGACGACCUGCAGUUCAUUGACCCGCGUGGCUGGCCGUCAUGGCCAUGGGUUGCAAUUGGGCGGUCGUUCUCCUGAUUUUAAUUUGUGAUUCGGUGGCGUUUGGUCUGGCCAUCGGAGCUGAACAACACAGAAGCACGGCUACUGUCGAAUACAACACUGUCGGGGCAUAUUACUACUGCGACUACACGACAGACAUGUCGUCUGCAAUGGGAGCUGGAGGAUUCGUAGCCCUCCUCGUCGGUCAUUUGAUCGUCAUGGGGGUGACCAAGUGUAUGUGCUGCGCUAAAGCCGAGCUCAGUGCUCUGCACGGUGGACCUAAAGCCUGCGCCGUUGUUUGCUUCCUCAUGGUGUGGCUUUCGUGGUUCAUAUCGAGCGUGUGCCUGCUGGCGGGGGCGAAUCGCAACUCGGUGCACACCAAAACUCAGUCCAUCGAUAUCAAGAACAUUCCCAUCACUUGCGAGAUGAUGCGUAAGGGCACUUUCGGAGCUGCUGCCGCGUUCGCCUUUUUCGACAUCAUUUUUUCCGAGGUCUACUACAUUUUGAUGACCAAGAAUCCUCCCACAAACGCUGGCAGCGGGACGAAUCCCAACUGGCAGGCCCAUGGCGUUGGCAGCGUGGGAUCGGGUUCAGCCAUGCCCCCGCAACAAUCUCCCUACGCAUUAUAGUCGAUCGAUUGUUCGUCCUCCGCCGUCGAGUCCCAGGAUUGGAGGCCGAGAGAGGGUUUAGUUUCCAGGACCAGCUCUUGUGACGAGGACAGAUUCCCACCAUCCCUCCGUCGCUCGGCUCCAUGAUUCUUUCCCUAUCACAAAGUGUACUAAAACAUUGCGAUUGAUUCGAUGAGCAGUUUCCCUCCGAAUCGUACACAGCUCUGCAUUUAGUCGGCCUUGACUACGAUGGUUGUACCGACGGUCAAAGCAACACAUGAUCGAGAUGUACCAUUUGUACUGAGUGCAAGUUAUGACCUUUCACACAUCUUCUUGUAAGCUUCAGAGGAAGUGUAGAGUCUACUCUCCUUUCCUUUGUACAUAGGAGUCUUCACUGUUGACUCCAGCUUACAAAGGAACGAGGCUUCUUGCGGGAACAUGAAAGCGCUCUUGAAAGUUUUCACAGUGUGCAUGGUCUGUUUGUUCCGAUAGAUUGGGAACACCUCAAUAGUCGCGGUUCACAUGGUGGUUCACAUGUUGGCGGUAGUCAUCGACUGCUGGCCAUAAUUUCGUUUUCACUUACUGUAAAACCUCCUCUGCUUAAGCGGCGAUAUUUUGCAUAACACCAAAAUGGAAACGACCAUCUCGAUGUGCCUCCAUUAUUCAGGUGGGGAAAUUAUCUCGCACUGAGCAAUAGUUAGGUCAAGGAAAAUCUCGAAAAUUUACGAACAAUUCCACACUCGCGGCUUACGAAUACAGAUUGUCUGCUCCUCUUUGAACGGACUAGAUUGAGGAAGGAGGUGCCUGCUACACAUCUAAUUGAUGUCAUGAUCUAGGAAAGAAAAUAUCACGU
Molecule: messenger RNA, 2176 nt
Organism: Marchantia polymorpha subsp. ruderalis
Lineage: Eukaryota; Viridiplantae; Streptophyta; Marchantiopsida; Marchantiales; Marchantiaceae
Source: the annotation of a GenBank genome assembly